AUGGUCCUUAAAGGUGAAAGUCGAAAUAUUUCCCUAACAAUGGAAUACUACGAGGAACAUAAGGAUAUGGUGGUGCUCCUUGAAAUUGUAUUCUUACAUAAUUCAGCAACAAUGUCAAACUCCCCACUCAUUCCAACUGAACAAUUCGCCGUACUCUGGGUCCUUUUUACUGUCAUUGUGCUCGGCAAUUCCGCCGUCCUAGUCACACUGUUCAUGAACAAGAAUCGUAAAUCGCGAAUGAAUUUCUUUAUAAAACAGCUUGCCAUCGCCGAUCUGUUCGUCGGGCUGCUGAACGUCCUUACGGACAUUAUAUGGCGAAUAACAGUGUCCUGGCGAGCGGGAAACUCGGCCUGCAAAAUAAUACGCUUUCUUCAAGUAUGUGUUACAUACGCUUCCACAUAUGUCCUAGUCGCAUUAAGUAUAGACCGUUACGAUGCUAUAACGCAUCCAAUGAACUUUUCAGGAUCAUGGCAACGAGCAAGACGAUUAGUAGCCUGUGCCUGGGUGGUAAGUGCUGUAUUCUCAGCUCCAAUGCUUUUCCUUUACGAAGAGAAAAUCAUUGAGGGCCAGACUCAGUGUUGGAUCGAUUUAGGAAAACCGUGGCGGUGGCAACUGUAUAUGAGUCUCGUGUCGGCUACAUUGUUCGCUUUUCCGGCUCUCAUAAUAUCCGCCUGCUAUGCUAUCAUCGUCAGGACAAUAUGGGUUAAAGGAGCCGUUUUUAUACCAACAGAACGAGCUCAUGGGUGCAUGAAUCCAGCUAGUCGAAGAGCCAGCUCUCGAGGGAUCAUACCACGUGCUAAAGUGAAAACUGUGAAAAUGACAAUUGUGAUAGUCAUAGUGUUCGUACUAUGUUGGUCACCUUACAUCAUUUUCGAUUUACUCCAAGUUUUCGGUCAAAUACCGCGGACGCAGACCAACAUUGCAAUAGCAACAUUCAUACAGAGCUUAGCUCCGCUCAAUUCGGCUGCCAACCCCUUAAUCUACUGUUUAUUUUCCACGCAAGUGUGUAGAGCAUUGAAGCGGAUACCGCCGUUCCGAUGGCUCCUGGAAACCUGCUGUUGCUGCUGCUGUAAAUCUCAACGGGGACGAAAUUCAACAGGUAAUCGGUGCACGGAUUCAGCAAGGAAUCGCCUGCAUAACAGCUAUGACUCCAUGCGAACACUAACCACUUCCUUGACGGUAUCACGUCGCUCCACGAACAAUUGUAUGCGUCCAGCGCGAGUGGUAAUCGUGGACAGGAAAAAUAUCCUGGCCAUGUCGGAGGUAUGAUAGUUGCUGAACUAACUUUGAUAGCCGUCAGGGUUACUUGCUAGACUAGCUAGCUAAAGGGGUGAAACGUGUAAGUGGAUGUGUGUAGAACGUACGUUUGUAGGUGUGCAGCAGAGGUAACAACUGCUUUAUUUUAUAGAAUGUAUUCCGUGUUGUGUUUAUUCAAGUGUAUAUACAAAUAUUUGGAUAGUUCGAGAAUAUUUACUGUACUUAAAUAUGGUUUUUACUAGACUUUUGUACGCUCAAUGUCACUUAUACGGUUUGUAUCUGAAACGAGUUAGCGUAAUCUUAAGAUUUAUAUACAUAAAUGUGCCAAAUAACUAUUCAAGUGCAAAGAACACAAUAUGUAGUCUAUGUAGGGAUGAAUCGGUUUUUGGAAAUUUGUAAUAUUUCGGGAUCAUUUUUAAAUAACCAACACCUGAUAUUUUUCUGUGUACCUCAAUAGAUAGGAUGGCUACUGGUUUAUUUUUGAUUUACAGAAUUCCUUCUACAUAAACGAAUGAGGUUACUUGUAUGUCCCAUAAUUACAGGUGGUGUAUGUAAUAUAGCAAAAGCGAUAUCACCACAAAGUGUAAUAUCACCCUGUCAUCACCGAAUGCAAUCCAAAUAUCACGACAUUACUUAGCAUUACCACAUCACUUAACCUCACAACAUCACCGCAUCACCACCCAGUAGAGAAUUGAUAAGUAAUGUCGGUGCCGAUAUGAUAUCACAUUACAAUAUCAUAUCACACUAUAAAUACACUAAGCAUCACCGAGUAAAAUAGGAAUGUAUCCUCCGAUACAUCGCACCGUUCUUUUUAGUACUAGUGACGGUGGCGCCUGUCGAGUGGCAAUGCCUACUACUGCUUCUGAAUCUGGUAGUGUUAUGGUUCCCUGUUCUCUCGUCUGGCUUUUGCCUGAAAAAUGAUUUGGAGUUUUGAUACAAUAACUUUUAAUUCUCAUGAUUCUUUGCAACCCCGAAUAAAGGAAAAGAAAAUAUAUAUUUUUCUUAUGCUUCUAAGUGGAAAGUAGUGCUCGUUCAAUAGUCAUGAUGCCAUCCUCGUUGUAUGUUAAUAAUGUAAAAUAUAGUAUAUGGGAUUUUGCUUUUUUCCACAGUUGCAUGAAAUUUUCAUACCCCAUUCAUACCUACUUGACGCUACCGUAUAUUUAAAAGCAUAAGCAGGCCAAAUAUAUCUCUAGCGAUAAGUGAUAUUUCAUAAUAUCGGCUGCCGGCAAUCUUGAUGAUAUAUCAUAUGUUCAAUUUUUUUUUUUUGUGGUUAGAGAGGUGAAAUACUUUUAUGCACCAAGUGCCGGACUCCUGUCUCAAACAUACUGCCGAUUAAAAUACACAUCAUUGCCUGUAGGACACUUACCCAGAACCAUUUGACACAUUAUAUCAAGCCAUGCCUAUCCAGCAUAGGAGCAUCUUUUUUUUCUUCAGCCUUUGUCCCGUCCACAAACGGGGUCAUCUAGUCGUGAUCGGUUUCGCAAU
Molecule: messenger RNA, 2742 nt
Organism: Hermetia illucens (black soldier fly)
Lineage: Eukaryota; Metazoa; Arthropoda; Insecta; Diptera; Stratiomyidae
Gene: CCAP-R
Product: cardioacceleratory peptide receptor
Exons: 6
Coding region: 1-1269 (422 amino acids)
Biological process (GO): G protein-coupled receptor signaling pathway
Cellular component (GO): membrane
Molecular function (GO): vasopressin receptor activity
Source: RefSeq, a predicted model, not a curated record